Lacerta agilis (Sand lizard) is the source of this 745-nucleotide messenger RNA. RefSeq names its product prepronociceptin (gene PNOC). Gene Ontology annotation, molecular function: opioid receptor binding. Gene Ontology annotation, cellular component: plasma membrane; axon terminus; dendrite. Gene Ontology annotation, biological process: chemical synaptic transmission; sensory perception; neuropeptide signaling pathway. NCBI's taxonomy places the organism in Eukaryota, Metazoa, Chordata, Lepidosauria, Squamata, Lacertidae. Bases 56 to 730 code for a protein of 224 amino acids. The transcript is spliced from 3 exons. The record is from RefSeq and is a predicted model, not a curated record.
GAACAACAGUGCAACUGAGGCAUCACACCCAGGCAGGUUUUUGAGAGUUGACAGCAUGAGGGUCCUCCUUUGGAACGUCUUGUCGUUCUGCCUGCUUGCUUACGCCCUCAGCGACUGCCGGAGAGAUUGCCUGAACUGCCACAGACAUUUGUACAGCCACCAGCAGGAUGACUUCAGCCUUCUCAUCUGCGUCAUGGAGUGCGAAGGAAAGCUGCUCUCCAGCGCCACUUGGGGCCUGUGCAGCAAAGCCACCGGGGGCAAGGCCCCUUCGCCCCUCGAACUCGGCAGCCUGGAAGACGGCGCCAGCCGGCCCUUGGAGGUGUGGAACGGCGGCCUGAAACGCCUCGGCAGCCUGGCCAGGGCGUCGGACCUCGACAAGGCCGGGGGCGAGAAGGGGGUGUCCAAAACGAGCAGCCUCUUUCACCAAGCAGAUGUUGGAGAUGGCGACGGGGUCCAAGCUCUGCUGAGGGACUUACCGGCCCCGUUCGACAUCCCGAAAGGGGUGAGCGGAUUCCUGAACGGGCCUUUCGGUUACGAGCCGGUGGGGGAGGCCGGCGUGCAGGAGCUCCAGAAGCGGUUUGGGGGCUUCAUUGGGGUCCGGAAGUCGGCUCGGAAGUGGCAUAACCAGAAGCGGUUCAGUGAGUUCCUCAAGCAGUACCUGGGGAUGUCUCCGCGAUCCGUCGAGUACGAUGACCUGGCCGACGACCUGAAAGAGCAGAACGAGAUCUAGGCAGGCGGGCGGACU